Molecule: messenger RNA, 1670 nt
Organism: Gamsiella multidivaricata
Lineage: Eukaryota; Fungi; Mortierellomycota; Mortierellomycetes; Mortierellales; Mortierellaceae
Exons: 3
Coding region: 286-1500 (404 amino acids)
Source: RefSeq, a predicted model, not a curated record
UCCUCCGCCUCUCCAUCACUCUCCUCCGCCUCUCCAUCACUCUCCUCCGCCGGCACCGGCACCUCCACACCCACUCUGUCGGACUCCUUUUACGGAGACAGCACACACCAACCACCGGCACAGAUCCUCGUAUUAUACCACAAGGCAACCUCAACCUUCUUGCUCCGCCAGCUUGCAACCGCCUACUCGACCAGUUUAGAGGCCCUCGAGCUACUAGCGAGGACCAACCAGGAGUAUGGACUAGACCAUUCCGACAACAUCUCCACCCGGCGGACCUUCUUUGUGAUGAAGCAGAAGCUGUGGAUUCUGCACACGACGAUCUUUGGGGCGGUGCUGUCGGAUCGGACGGCUGCAGCAGCGGUGGCGGCAGGAUCGGAGCGCGACCGUUAUCGCCAUCACCAGCAUCACAAACAGCAGCAACAGCAGCAGCAGCAGCACCCGAGCAGUGGCCGUGGAAUCGUCAAUGGUGUAAAGAAAAGGAUUUCGGGCUCGUCGAAUAAGGACAGUUCAGAAAAGUUGGUGAAGGAUCUGUGGAGGCGACUGGUGGAGGAUUAUGGUGGACAGGAGGGUGAUGUCGACGGACAAGUUAUGGUACUAUUUACGUUGCUAUGCAUCAACCAAAAGUUGUACGCAUUGGCACGGCAGAUCGUAGAGUCGUACUUGGGUACCAUCCCAGAGGGGAUGCUCAUCCAUCUUGAGACUGCAGCCGGUGUCUCUCUGGACCAUAGCGUCGCUGGUGGUCAAAAUAAGGAUCCGCUGAUGACGAAUUAUGAGCGAUUGGUGGAGUUGUAUCUGAUCCAUGUCCUGGCCAAGCUGAGUGAAUGGGACUAUGCAGCCGAGUUUCUGCAGUACAACAGCAUCUUAUCAGACUCUUGCAAGAAGACAUAUAGGAAGAUCCUGGACAGGUUGCAUGAAAAGUCAUUGAGACCCAAGAAGACAGUGUCGGCAACAAAGAAACAGAUUGCUUCGGAUGCAGAGCAGUUCGGAACAACGAGAUCGCUGUUGAACUCGGGGUCCCCAUCGGGUGCUUCGACCUCUAUAUCCUCACCGACACUUUCCUCGGCCUCGACCAUGGACUCACUAGCGGGGUCCCAGACAUUGGAACCCCGGACAACGGUGAAUGGAUCGUUGUCACACAAGGGCUUGCCUUCUUUGUCUGCGGAUGUGGACGACCUCAAAGCUUCAGUAUCAUCGUUACCGAACAACAGUGCGCGUACAAAGAUGGCAGUUGUGUCGGAGGAGUCAAUCAUGACUCCCUCGACUUCAGAGCUGACAGUGUCAUGGCAGGGUCGGAUGAUGUUGCUGUUGCAGCAUUAUGUGGAUCUGAUCAAGAAUGCGUCGAAAAAAAUGGGAACCAGUCAGUUGAUGAUCGUAGUUGGGCUGGUGGUCUUUCUGGGUACGGUUUCGAGGAACAGGACGAGGGCGUCCGCGUACCUGAAGACGGGGAUGGCCAAGGUGAUGGAUACGGUCAAGAUGGGCACUACGGUCACGAGUAUCUGAACCACUGCAAGUGUUCAUUCAUACGAUCAAACCAUUGAAGCUUGCGAUGCGAUGCGAUGCGAUGCGGUGCAAGAAGCAAAACAUGACAGUAGCAAUAAUAAUCUACGAUGAUGAUAAUAAUAAAAUAGCAUGUCUGCAUGUAUGCCCACCAGUGGCAUUUUUAUCCCCCG